GUGCUAAACCCAGCUGGGGCGCAGAGGGCAGGGCCCCUACCCAAGUUCCUUUUCCCAGCCACGAGCAGAUCUCAAAGCUCCUCGGCAACAAUGGCAGGCGGCGUGGGACACUCACAGCUCCAGCAGCAGGACAACCCCGGCAAGAGCAUUCAGAGAAAAGUGGACAGGUGUGGCCAGCUUGGGCUGGGAGAAGCUGCCAUGCAGGACGCCCAGGGCUCCUGUCCCAGCAGUCUCAGGGAUGCUGCAGGUGGGCGGAGGCCAGGCCUGCACCGGGGAGAGAUCAACUUCGGAGGGUCUGGGAAGAAGCGAGGCAAGUUUGUGAAGGUGCCAAGCGAUGUGGCCCCCUCCGUGCUGUUCGACCUGCUGCUGACUGAGUGGCACCUGCCGGCCCCCAACCUGGUGGUGUCCCUGGUGGGAGAGGAGCGGCCUUUGGCCAUGAAGUCCUGGCUGCGGGAUGUGCUGCGCAAGGGGCUGGUGAAGGCAGCUCAGAGCACAGGUGCCUGGAUCCUAACUAGUGCCCUCCGUGUGGGCCUAGCCUGGCAUGUUGGGCAGGCUGUGCGUGACCACUCGCUGGCCAGCACAUCAACCAGGGCCCGUGUGGUUGCCAUCGGCAUUGCCUCUCUGGGCCGCGUUCUGCACCGCCGGCUCCUGGAGGAUGCUCCGGAGGACGCCCCCGUCCAGUACCCUGCGGAGGACGGUGGCAGCCAGGGCCCCCUCUGUCCCCUGGAUAGCAACCUUUCCCACUUUGUCCUGGUGGAGCCCAGCCCUCCCGGGGUGGGGGACGGACUAAUGGGGCUGCGGCUGCGACUGGAGGAGCACAUCUCGGAGCAGAGAACAGGCUAUGGGGGCACCGGCAGCAUCGAGAUCCCUGUCCUAUGCCUACUGGUCAAUGGCGACCCCAGCACCCUGGAGAGGAUUUCCCAGGCUGUGGAGCAGGCUGCCCCGUGGCUGAUCCUGGCAGGCUCAGGGGGUGUUGCUGAUGUGCUCGCUGCCCUAGUGAGCCAGCCCCACCCGCUGGUGCCCCAGGUGGCCGAGAAGCAGUUUAAAGAGAAAUUCCCUAGUGAGCGUUUCUCCUGGGAGGAUGUCAUGCGUUGGACCCAGCUGCUGCAGAACAUCGCUGCACACCCACAUCUGCUCACCGUGUAUGACUUCGAGCAGGAGGGCUCCGAGGAGCUGGACACUGUCAUCCUUAAGGCACUGGUGAAAGCCUGCAAGAGCCACAGCCAAGAGGCACAGGACUACCUGGAUGAGCUCAAGCUGGCUGUGGCCUGGGACCGUGUGGAUGUCGCCAAGAGCGAGAUCUUCAAUGGGGACGUGGAAUGGAAGUCCUGUGACCUGGAGGAAGUGAUGAUGGAUGCCCUGGUCAGCAACAAGCCUGAGUUUGUGCGUCUCUUCGUGGACAAUGGGGCCGACAUGGCUGACUUCCUGACCUACGGGCGGCUGCAGCAGCUCUACCGCUCCGUAUCCCCCAAGAGCCUGCUCUUCGACCUGCUGCAGCGCAAGCACGAGGAGGGUCGCCGGACACUAGCUGGGCUGGGUGCCCAGCCGGUCCGGGACCCUCCUGCUGGACCACCCACCUUCUCCCUACACGAGGUCUCCCGUGUGCUCAAGGACUUCUUGCGAGACGCCUGCCGCGGCCUCUACCAGGACGGCGGGCCAGGGGGCCAGAGCAAGGUGGAGAGGGGGCCUGCUAAACGGCCCACAGGCCAGAAGUGGCUGCUGGACCUCAACCAGAGGAGUGAGAACCCCUGGAGGGACCUGUUUCUGUGGGCAGUGCUCCAGAACCACCACGAGAUGGCCACCUACUUCUGGGCCAUGGGCCAGGAGGGUGUGGCAGCUGCUCUGGCUGCUUGCAAAAUCCUCAAGGAGAUGUCUCACCUGGAGCCGGAGGCUGCAGUGGCUCAGGCCAUGCGUAAGGCCAAGUACGAGCAGCUGGCCCUCGACCUCUUUUCUGAGUGCUACAGCAACAGCGAGGACCACGCCUUUGCCCUGCUGGUGCGCCGGAACCGCUGCUGGAGCAGGACCACCUGUCUGCACCUGGCCACCGAGGCUGACACCAAGGCCUUCUUUGCCCACGAUGGAGUGCAGGCCUUCCUGACCAAGAUCUGGUGGGGUGACAUGGCCAGAGGCACACCCAUCCUGCGGCUGCUGGGUGCCUUCUUUUGCCCCCCCCUUAUCUACACCAACCUCAUCACCUUCAGUGAGGAGGCCCCUCUGAGGACAGGUCCAGAGGACCUGGAGGAGUUGGACAACCUGGGCACGGAGAGGAGCCUACUGUGUGGCCCAGGCAGCCGGGUGGAGGAGUUGGUGGAGGCACCAAAGGCUCAGGGUGACCGAGGCCGGCACAUGGCCUUCCUGCUCACACGCUGGCAGAAGUUCUGGGGUGCUCCCGUGACCGUGUUUCUGGGGAAUGUGGUCAUGUACUUCGCCUUCCUCUUCCUGUUCACCUACGUCCUGCUGGUGGAUUUCAGGCCACCUCCCCAGGGGCCAUCAGGGCCUGAGGUCAUGCUUUACUUCUGGGUCUUCACACUGGUGCUGGAGGAGAUUCGGCAGGGCUUCUUCACGGAUGAGGACACACACCUGCUGAAGAAGCUCACAUUGUACAUGGAGGACAACUGGAAUAAGUGUGACAUGGUGGCCAUCUUCCUGUUCAUCAUUGGUGUCACCUGCAGGAUGCUGCCCUCGGUGUUUGAGGCUGGCCGCUCAGUCCUGGCCAUAGACUUCAUGGUGUUCACACUCCGGCUCAUCCACAUCUUUGCCAUACACAAGCAGCUGGGCCCCAAGAUCAUUAUCGUGGAGCGCAUGAUGAAGGACGUCUUCUUCUUCCUCUUCUUCCUGAGCGUGUGGCUGGUGGCCUACGGCGUGACCACCCAGGCAUUGCUGCACCCGCACGACAGCCGCCUCGAGUGGGUCUUCCGCCGUGUGCUCUACCGGCCCUACCUGCAGAUCUUUGGGCAGAUCCCACUGGAUGAGAUUGAUGAGGCCCGUGUGAACUGCUCCACACACCCCCUGUUGCUGGAGCGCUCGCCCUCCUGCCCCAACCUCUACGCCAACUGGCUGGUCAUCAUACUGCUGGUCACCUUCCUGCUGGUCACCAACGUGCUGCUCAUGAACCUGCUCAUUGCCAUGUUCAGCUACACGUUCCAGGUGGUGCAGGGCAACGCGGACAUGUUCUGGAAGUUCCAGCGCUACCACCUGAUUGUAGAGUACCAUGAGCGGCCUGCCCUGGCCCCGCCCUUCAUCUUGCUCAGCCACCUGAGCCUGCUGCUUCGCGGGGCCCUCAGGAAGGCGCAGCACAAGCGGGAGCACCUGGGUGAGGGGGGAGGCUGGGCGAGGCCAUCCCAGGGACGUGGGCAGGUCAGAGAGGCCUGGGCUCUUCCUUGGCCCUGCCGCCCUUGGUUGGGCUCCAUCCAGGCUGACCGAAGCCCCAGGGGCCAGGCCCAGAGGGGCCAACAGGCUCCCUGUGGCCUGCACAUCCCUGCAUGGGACCUGUCCUUCCCUGGCUAUCUUGCACCCUGCCCUGAGGCCAGGCCUGGCUCAGCCACCUCAGCCCACGUGGCACCAGCAAAACUUGCUCCUGCUCUGGCAUUCCCAGAGCGAGAACUGCCAGACCCCCUAGACCAGAAGAUUGUCACCUGGGAGACGGUUCAGAAGGAAAAUUUCCUGAGCAAGGUGGAGAAGAGGCGGCGGGACAGCGAGGGGGAGGUGCUGCGGAAAACAGCCCACAGAGUGGACUUUGUUGCCAAGUAUCUCGGAGGGCUGAGAGAGCAAGAAAAGCGGAUCAAGAGUCUGGAAUUGCAGGCAAGUGGCAAGGACAUUUGCUCUGCUCCCCUUCCAGCAGGCAGGAGGUGCCCAUGGGGCCUGCCUACAGCUCCAAACUCAGGCCAAGUCUGGAUGGAAAUGGGCACCCCUGGGCACAAACCCUAGUGGAGGGGUCCAGUGGGACUUGGGCCUAUCCCUACGCCAAGUCACGUGAGAUCACAGUCACCCCUCACUGUCCACUCUGCACACAGUAGAGGAGUCAUGGUGCAGCAGGUCUUGGUAGGGGUGGGAGCAGGUGGAGGGUACCCAUCCUCUGCUGUUCUGUGAGCCCAGGGCUUGCCUUGGUUUCCCUGGACCCUUCACCCUCUUCCAGAUCAACUAUUGCACGGUGCUCCUGUCCUCCAUGGCUGAUACACUGGCCCAGGGCAGCGUCCCUUGGAGUAAGCCGGUCUGGGGAAUGUGGGAGUACGGGUGGGCCUGGGCAAUAACCCACAGCCAGCUGGCCAUGCUAUGUGCCCUGUCACCCUGCCCUUCCCCUGGGCCUGGGAGAUGCCUGCUGGCCAUCAUUGGGGGCAGUGCAGGUGCCCUCUCCUUGGUGCAUAGAGCUGGUUCACUCAGUCUCCAGGGGUGGUGCCUGGCCUGGUACA
Molecule: messenger RNA, 4409 nt
Organism: Nycticebus coucang (slow loris)
Lineage: Eukaryota; Metazoa; Chordata; Mammalia; Primates; Lorisidae
Gene: TRPM5
Product: transient receptor potential cation channel subfamily M member 5
Exons: 23
Coding region: 91-3927 (1278 amino acids)
Biological process (GO): calcium ion transmembrane transport
Cellular component (GO): membrane
Molecular function (GO): calcium-activated cation channel activity; ligand-gated calcium channel activity
Source: RefSeq, a predicted model, not a curated record